CUGGGAAGAAGGUGGCCGGCGGAGCCAUGGACCGGAGGAAGAAGCCGCUGGAGGUGGCCGCCUCCUCGUUGGUAGAUCUCAAAGCAGAGCUCUUCCGAAAGCAAGAGGAAUUCAAGAAAGAAAAGCUCCUGAAAGAUGCUGGCGUCUUCCCAAAGCCCAGGACUUCAAAUAAGAAACCAAGUAUCUGGAACAAACAAAACACAGGAGUUGCAAAUCGAGCUGAGAAAGAUGCUGAGCAGAAGCAGGAAGAGGAGCACAUCCUGGAUACAUCAAGGAAGAAACUAGAAGAGAAAGCAAAGCUCUAUGAGAAAAUGAGCAAAGGCAACUUUCCAGAUGAAGAAACGGAGGAUUUGUACCUAGUGGAUUUCACACAGAAGAUCAUAGACAAACAGCACGAGGUGCAGGAGCUGUAUCAGAGCGAAGAUGCUGGAAAGACUUUGGAAAAAGACACAGAUGAUGAGGAUGCUCAACCUGAAAUGGAAAUACCACCACCUGAGGACCCAGAUGAAGAAUGGGUUGAUUAUGUUGAUUUCUUGGGCCGAUCUAGACGCUGUAUGAAGAAGGAUUUGCCAGAUCUACUUAAAAUGGAUCAGGAACUGCAAGGGAAGAGACUAGUUCCUGAUGGGAAUACUCUGUUAUCUGAAGACAUGAAAAGAGAACUUCAGAGGCAGCAGUGGGAAAAAGAAGAAGAAGAAGCCCUCAGAAAACCCAUGGGACCCAUACAUUAUGAGGACAUCCGAGAAAAUGAGGCCAGGCAGCUGGGUGUUGGGUACUUUGCCUUUUCUCGUGACAAAGAACUUAGGCAUAAACAACGAGCAACGCUGGAUAUGCUCAGAGAGCAGACACUUGAUCAGAGAACGAAACGUGAACAGCUGAAGGAGAAAAGGAAGGCAGCUCUGGAUGCAAGGCUGUCUAAACUGCGAGCACGGAAGAUUAAAAAAUUAAGGGAAGCUGGAUUAGAGGAAGAGGCAUUGAAACUGGAGAAUGGAGAAGUGAAAGGUGCUACUGAUGAACCAGAAGCUCCAAAAGUUCCUGCAGCAAGUAGAAAGGUAGAGGUUGUGAUCCAGGAGAGAAGAGAUACAAAGCCCGGUGUGCCUCAUGUCCGAGAGUGGGAUAAAGGCAAAGAAUUGAUGUUUGGACAGUGGAUGAAGAAACAGGAAGAACUCAGAGAUGAGCGAGACCCAGAAUUUGCACCACCUUCUGCAUACUUCUUGGGACAAAAGAAAGGUGGUGAUUAUACUAGGCAGAAUUCAGAACCAAGUGAUACCUCCCCUGAAAAACUGGAACCAGAGACAGGACAAAACCCAAGGAUGCCAUCAGUGCAGGCCAAUGGCAGCAGUGCUGGAGAAGGGGCACCAUCCGUGCAGGCUUACAACAGCAGAGUUCGAGAUGAGUUAGCAUCAGCAGAACCCUGUGGCAGUAACACUCAAGAUGUGCCAUCAUCAGAAGAUGACAGCAGCGAUGAUGAGGAUAUGCCACCAUCAGCACAGGCUUAUGGUUAUGGUGCUCGAGGUGUGCCACCGCCAAUGCAGGCUUAUGGCUAUGGUGCUCCACAUAUGCUGUCAUCAGUGCAGCCUUAUGGCUAUGGCAGUCAUGAUGUGCCAUUUCCAAUGCAGCAUUAUGGCUAUGGCACUCCGGGCACACUUCCACCAAUGCCGGCUUAUGGCUAUGGUGCUCACAACAUGCCAUUCCCAAUGCAGGCCUAUGGCUAUGGCACCCAGGAGGUACCUCCGGCAAUGCAGCCCUGUGGAUGCAGCACCCAGGAUGCACCUCCAGGAGUGCACCCCUAUGGUUGCAGUGCCCAAGAUGUGCCUCCAGGAAUGCAGCCCUGUGGUUACAGCGACCAGGAUGUACCUCCAGGCGUGCAGUCCUGUGGUUACAGCAACCAGGAUGUCCCUCCAGGGGUGCAACCCUUUGGUUACAGCGACCAGGAUGUACCUCCAGGGGUGCAGCCCUGCAGCUACAGUGACCAGGAUGCAGCUCCAGGGGUGCAGCCCUGCAGCCACAGUGAUCAGGAUGCAGCUCCAGGGGUGCAGCCCUGCAGCCACAGUGACCAGGAUGCAGCUCCAGCAGUGCAGCCCUGUGGCCACAGUGACCAGGAUGCAGCUCCAGGGGUGCAACCCUGCAGCAGCAGUGACCAGGAUGCAGCUCCAGCAGUGCAGCCCUGCACGCACAGUGACCAGGAUGCAGCUCCAGGAGAGCAACCCUGCAGCAGCAGUGACCAGGAUGCAGCUCCAGGGGUGCAGCCCUGCACCCACAGUGACCAGGAUGCAGUACCUACAGCACAGCCCAAAAGCAGUGGUGAUCAAAAUCAGGAGACGCUUUACCAAAGUCUAGAUGCUAUGCUGUCAUAUUACAGACAAGUGAGUCGAACUGAGCAAAACACUAAGCAAGAGUUGUGAUGUAAAGAACUGAAAGAGAAUUAAUUACCUUCUGGGCAAGAAUACUAUUUUCCUGCAUCUGGGAAAUGUAUGUUUCUGUAAGUAGAUCAAAAUAAACCUGGAGAGCGAAGCUAGUUUGCAUCACAAGUGAACUUCUGCCCUGUUGGUGGUUCUUCUUAUUAAAAUUACCGGAGGUUUUGUGCAGUAAUGAGUUUAGUACCUAUUUAAUUUUAACUCUUUUACACGGGAACUUUGCAGUAUAUUAAUGGCUUUCUUUCGAAAGACUAACUCUUCUUACACUGGUGCUCCCCACCUAGCUUCUGCUCUGGAGGUACUAUGUGUUCAGUUCUGUCUGUAGAAAUGGUUAUUUAAAAGGCAGGUUCCCUGCUGCUAAAUACAGGGUGGUUUUAAGAAAUUUGUCACCUACUGAAUCUCCUGCCUUUAGGAAGUGCAGAAUAUUAUCUUGUAAACAGUGGUCUUUUGUCCAUUCCUAAUGGCUUCUGCAUUCCUGAGAUAUGUGUGUAACUUGUAAUUCAGUGGAGUGGAGAGAGGCAUUGCAGAGAUCAAUAACUAAUGACAGUUAGACUACAAAUAAAUCCACAAAAGCAGCAGUUUUGACACCUGAAAUUACUGGCGCGCUGUUUCA
Molecule: messenger RNA, 3027 nt
Organism: Melopsittacus undulatus (budgerigar)
Lineage: Eukaryota; Metazoa; Chordata; Aves; Psittaciformes; Psittaculidae
Gene: CCDC174
Product: coiled-coil domain containing 174
Exons: 11
Coding region: 27-2402 (791 amino acids)
Cellular component (GO): nucleus
Source: RefSeq, a predicted model, not a curated record